AUUUAUUUAAUGAAAAGAAAAGGUUCAAGCACUAAUUCAAACAGGAAAUGAUACUUAAAUGGUUAAAGGCAGGUCUGAAGUUUUUUACUGUAAGUAUUUUACAUAAAAAGCAAUUCUUAUGUGUGUGGCCUUUUUUGUCAUGAGGACGAGCAGUAGUUACAGUUAACGGGUGUAGACACACACAUCAUCAGUCGGCUACAGCUGAUGUGAAGCUGUGUGUGUGUGUCACAGGUUCUGAUGACAUCACCUACAGUCAACUGGUAACCAUGGCAACGUUCUAGUUAACCACCCACGACUGAGUCAGUGAAUGGAAACUGUAACAGUGUUGUGUGUUGCUAACCUUGUUUUAGCUUAAACUUUAAUAUGGAUAAAAUGAAGCACAUUAAACACUGCGUAUGAAUAAAUGUGUGAUUCAUGAGCUGCUGUGAGUGAAUGGUGAAAACUGAGACCUGUCGUUAGCAGGACGUCUAGCGUCCUGAUGCUACAACACUCAGCUUUGGAAGUGAAAGGACUCACAUUCAGAAAAACAGCUACUGGAGGAACCGGACUGAGACCAGGACCAGGACCAGGAGCUCAAACUGUGACCCAGACGAACGCCCUGAGUUCCUCCUCUCGUCGUACGUGUGUUCUCUUCAUGCAGGUUCUUGGUAACAGCAGGAAGCUGUGGUUUCCACCACUUAUAACAGGAGGUGCCGCCAUCGACUGAGUCACAAGCCUGAAGUCAUGGCUCUCGCAGCCCUGUGUGCCGUCAUGGCCGCUCUGAGAGUGGUUCCCAACAGAUCCCAGUUCUUCCAGUACGAGUCGGUGUCUCUGGUCUGUGGGCAGUGGAGCGACGUGUCAGAGUGGAGGGUGUGGAGGAACACGUCCACCAGCGUGAAUGAAGCCUGUUUCUGGUCCCGGGACGGAGGCGAUGCCGCCACCUGCCUCAUCACUGACCCGUACCCGUCGGACUCUGGCGCAUACUGGUGCCAGUCCGGAGCACUGGUGCCAGUCCGGAGCACUGGUGCCAGUCCGGAGCACUGGUGCCAGUCCGGAGCAGGGCAGCGGAGCCGCUCAGUGAGCAUCAUCGUGACGGCUGGUGCCGUGAUCCUGGACCUGCCCGCCCUGCCGGUUCUGGAGGGGGAGGCUGUGACCCUGCACUGCUCCCACAGGACGGGCUCCUCCUCCACCAGCUCCUUCUACAAGGACGGCGUCCUGGUGGCGAGCGGCGCCGCGGGGACCCUGAGCCUCAGCGUCUCUCAGGCCGAUCGCGGCCUCUACAGCUGCAGCGUCUCUGGAGCAGGAGCGUCUCCGUCCAGUUGGCUGGAGGUCAGAGGAGCAGGACGUCCUGACCCGGCCGGCUCCACCCUCGCUCUCAUUCUGCUUCCUGUGGCGCUCAAGUGCUUCUCGCUGAUCGCCCUGAUGCUGAGCUGCCUCUGGAGGAAGCGCAGAGGUCUGACCCGGUUCCUACAGCUGCACUCACAAAACCAGCAUCACAUGUGUGAGUAGGUCAGGUAGGAAGCAGAGGUGAGCGGCAGCGUUGCCAUGGCAACAGUGGCCACGGUGCAGCCAUCACUCCAUCAAUCAGUGACACAUCAGCAGCAGCACAAACUGUGAGGCCGGCGUGCGUUUUUCCACGUCACACUCUCACCUCAUGUGCGGCUGAAGCUGAGUUCUUCAGGUGUUUGUGCCUCUGAUCAGUCUCUCCUCCUCUGUCUCCUCAGUGGACUCCCGGCGCCGGCCCGCCGGGCCUGUGAGGAGGACGCACACGUACACGUCUGGACCUGAGCCGAGCGUCAAACGCUGCAGGUGAUCAGGGUCCGUCACACUCAGGUGGGACAGGUUUCUAUACAGCAACAGUGAGAGCUGCCAGAAUGAGACGGUCAACGCUCGAUGAGCGCCCCCUGCUGGACGGAUGUGGUUAUGAACUUGAUUCAAUCCUUCAACUGAUGAAGGAGCAAAUCGGAUGAUGCUGAGGUUCCAGGUGUGUGAUUACAUCAUCCUGCAGUGAUGUCACCAGGUAAAGGUUAAAUCAUGUGGCACAACAGUAAAGCAGUGGUCCAAAGCUACUGGACGCACUGCUCAAAGGUGCUGCUGACUAAUGAACAUAACGACAUUAUAAUGAAGAAAGCUGCACGUUUCGUCAGUCAUGUUGUGUCUGGUUCAGUCUUACUUCCUGCUUUGAAUCGUGACUCACAGAAGAACAAAACAAAAUUCCAGAACAGGUUGGAGCAGUCGUCCACCUCUGAACUGAACAUGAAUUCACUCGUUCACUUCUUGUGUAGUUUCAUUUCUGAUUGAGAGUUAGGCCUUAUUGUGUUAUACUGUAUGUGUAUUUGUGUAGCCUGUAAUAUGUGUGUAACUGAACUAAACCACAAGUAAGAAAGUUAUUAAUGAGACACAGAACGUUUUAGAAACAUGAAGGUGUAAAUUAUGAGGAUUUAACAACACACAAUAAAAGCAUCUGUGGCACUAAAGCAUUAACAGUGAGUCACUAAUGCUGUAAAACCAAAAGAGAUGAUGAUGAUGAUGAUGAUGAUGAUGAUGAUGAUGAUGAUGAUGAUGAUGAUGAUGAUGAUGAUGAUGAUGAUGAUGAUGAUGAUGAUGAGGAACCCGCUGCAGACAUGAAUAAAUAAGAUUUGACCUCUGGUGGUUUGACUUCA
Betta splendens (Siamese fighting fish) is the source of this 2642-nucleotide messenger RNA. RefSeq lists its product as uncharacterized. Gene Ontology annotation, molecular function: transmembrane signaling receptor activity. The coding region runs from base 724 to 1488 and encodes 254 amino acids. NCBI's taxonomy places the organism in Eukaryota, Metazoa, Chordata, Actinopteri, Anabantiformes, Osphronemidae. The record is from RefSeq and is a predicted model, not a curated record. The transcript has 5 exons. Gene Ontology annotation, biological process: cell surface receptor signaling pathway.